This is a messenger RNA of Caenorhabditis remanei, 1317 nucleotides long. RefSeq lists its product as uncharacterized. Bases 1 to 1317 code for a protein of 438 amino acids. The record is from RefSeq and is a predicted model, not a curated record. Gene Ontology annotation, cellular component: nucleus; tRNA (m1A) methyltransferase complex. NCBI's taxonomy places the organism in Eukaryota, Metazoa, Nematoda, Chromadorea, Rhabditida, Rhabditidae. Gene Ontology annotation, biological process: tRNA methylation. The transcript has 7 exons.
AUGGAAGCGGAGACACCACCUCAAACGUCUUCUUGCAUCAAUAGUGGAGAAUAUCUUAUAGUUCAAAAGAUUGAUGGUGAGCAAAGUCGUAUCGUUCGAUUCACACCAAAACAGAAGAUUCUCAUCGAGAAAUUGAAGUUUACAGCUGACAGUGCUUUCGGAAAACCACAUGGCCUCUUCGAAGUAUCGAAUAAUCAAUGUUUUCCAAUGUCAGUGGACCGACUCAUCGAAGAACUUCAACUUCAGGAAGCUCCAGUAGCGACCUCCGUUAUUGACACCGAAGUAAUCACAUCUGAAACCGUUGAGGUCUCUGAUCCACGCGUGGUCAUUGCACCGUCAGCACUGAAACUAGAACCUGAACAGAAACGACAAAAGUUGGAGAUGGACGCAGUUUUGGAAAUGAAGAAACAAGGAGUUAGUGGACAAGAUCUAGUUGCGAAACUUGUCGAGGGAUCUGCCUCAUUUCAAACACGAACAGUAUUCUCACAGAGCAAGUAUAUCAAACGGAAAGCGAAGAAACAUAGUGACAGAGUUCUGAUCCUUCGACCCACCAUCCGUCUUCUUGCUAAAGCAUACUAUCUGAAAGAUCCUGAUCGUUUAGCUAUGCUGCGUGCUGAUCAAUUAGCUUUGAUUCUUCAAAUGGCUGGAGUUCAUCAUGGAAAAAAUGUGAUUGUAUUUGAACAGACACUCGGACUCAUCACUUCUGCUGUAAUUGAAAGACUUGGAGGCAAAGGAGGAUGUGUCCAUAUUCAUAGAGGAGCAGUCGCACAGUCGAUUCCCUGUGUUCAUUCGAUGAAUUAUGAUGAGAAAACGUUAUCAACGUUCCUUCCUGUUCGUAUCAAGUGUAUCUUAGCUGAAAAGCAGUUGCCGUAUGAAACCAACAGAAGACCAUUUGAUGACGAGGCUGAGAAUGGAGGGGUUGAGCACAAAGCUGCAGAAAAAAUCGAGGAUCAAGAUCUAGAAGUACUGGCAAGACGAAAUGAGCGUUUAGAUAAGGAAAAAAGAGGACUGGAAAUGAUUUCUGAACAAAAAGCUCACUCUCUCAUCAUCGGAAGUCGUACAGUGGAUCCAAUAAGUGUUCUGGAAUUGGUAUACCCAAAGCUUGCACCAUCGGCGUCAAUCGUCAUCUAUUCACCCCAUCAGAAUAUACUCGUCUCUGCGUAUGACUGGCUAGCAAAGCGUCAAACGAUAAACUUGGUGCUGACUGAUCAAAUGUGUCGUGUAAUGCAGGUUCUUCCCGAUCGAACCCACCCGCUUAUGGCGCAACAUGUCGCUGGUGGACAUGUACUGAGUGGAAUUAAAGUUGUUGACCAAUAA